CUUCGAUAAGCAAACGGGCUCCUUCUGAGAGGAUCAAGGGGGCGCUGACCGUCCGCAUCUUCAGGCGCCCCCAUAGGACGACGGGAAGGCACCCGCGUGACAAGAAGCACCCCAGCAAGCGCAUUUCCAUCCCGCGCACUGCAGCCCUGCAGCACUGCGAACACCACCGCGCUUGCCUCCUCGACCUUUUCGCUGUUUCCAUCGGCCAUUCUGCUCAUUCUUCAUUCUUUAUUCCCAACCCUCCACUCUGAAUCUCCCCCCUUUCCUAUUCCACUCCGCCCUCCUACCCUCUCUCACUCAGGAACCUAAAACAAACAGGGCCGCCCACCGAUGCGUUUCCUCUCCCAGGCUGAAGGGCGUAGACGAAUGAGUUGCGCCGGCCUCCGCAUGUCGUCGCUCAUGUGCAUGGCACUCUCGCUGGCCGCGACCAUCACCUCUGCCUUACCUCAGUCGUACCAUGCCUCCCCUAAAGACGGCUGGUUGAACCUUACGGUGAUCCACACGAACGACGUCCACUCGCGCGUUGAUCCCGCCAAUGACUUUGGUGUCAGCUGCUCGAGCCAGGACAUUGCUACGGGCCAUUGCUACGGAGGCACUGCGCGGCACAAGACGGUCAUUGAGCGCCUGCGCGGAUCGAACAAGCACUCUUUGCUCCUCGACGGCGGAGACGAGUUCCAGGGCACGCUUUUCUACACAUACUAUAAGGGAAAUGUCACUGCCGAGGUGAUGAAUGAGCUGGGAUACGAUCUCGGAACUAUUGGCAACCACGAGUGGGAUAAUGGUCCCGAAAACCUAGGACGAUACUGGCCAAAGCUCAAGUUCCCAAUCGUGUGCGCUAAUGUGGAUCUUGAAAAGUACCCAGAACUCGAAAAGUGGGUCAAACCAUACCAUAUUUUUGAGGACCUUGGCAUCGCUGUCAUUGGAUACAUUACCAAUACCACAGGCGAUAUCUCUAAUGCUGGACCUAACAUCGCGUUCACGGACCCGAUCCCUGCGGUCCAAAAGUACGUCGACGAGCUGGAGGCCAAGGGAAUCAAGCGCAUUUUCGGACUGUCGCACAAUGGAUAUGGACCCGAUAUGGAAUUGGCUGCCAACACGCACGGCAUCGAUCUCAUCGUCGGAGGUCAUAGUCACUCGUAUCUCGGAGAUCCCGCGAACCCGCUUUAUGAGGGACCCUAUCCAACCGUGAUCAAAAACUUAAAGGGCGAAAACACUCUCAUUGUCCAGGCAUUUUGCUGGGGCAGAUAUAUUGGCCAUCUGGACGUGGUCUUCAACCCAGAGGGCACGAUCGUCAGCUGGGAAGGUGCUCCUAUUCUGGUUGAGAACUCCAUUCCUGCAGAUGAUCGUCUCCUGGAUCGAAUCGAUGGCUGGCGCAAAGAAUUUGAGGAAUGGGGUCAGACCGUCCUUGGAGUAGCCACAGAUGCUUUUGAUCAGAACAGCUGCAAGCAACGCGAGUGCACGAUGGGCAACUUGGUGGCAGACGCGAUGCUGGAACAUGCACGAACGCCCAUCUAUGCCACUGCAGCCAUCGAAGAGGAUGCAGAAGACAAGGGGAGCGUUCGCCCCUGGACAGAUCUGGCGUUUAUCAACAGUGGAGGUAUCCGAUCGGGUCUGCCUGCUGGAAACGUGACGAUUGAAAUGAUCAUGACGACCUCUCCCUUCGGCAAUGGUCUAGUGCAGACACAGAUGACGGGCGAGGAAAUCCUAAGCAUGCUGGAGGCAGUCUCUGCGGGGAGGUACAAGAAGAGCCAGAAGCAGGUCACAUCCAACAUCCAGGUCAGCGGAUUGCGAUACAUGUUUGAUUCAUCGCGUCCUCUGGAGGAGCCACAUUUGAUCAAGGCCGAGGUGCAGGGAUAUGACAAGGAGUGGCGUGAGAUUAAGAAGAGAAAGUUGUACUGGGUGGUCACCCUGGAUUUUCUCUUGACAGGAGGCGAUAAUAUUUUGGAGCGCAAAGAAGGGCGAAGGGAGAUCAAGCUGGGGCUACUAGAUAGCGUCCUGAUGGACUACAUUGAGAACCGGGGCAGGAUCAGCCCGUACCUUGAUGGACGGAUCAGGAACGUUGCUUCUGGAACGGACGAAGAGGACGAAUGGACUGGCAAUAACGCCAAGCGGUUCAAGAUUCCACCGGUCUGGCCUGUUGCAGCUCCAGAGCACCUCAAGACCAAAUACCCGGGAGGUGUCGAGGAGAUGCUGAGGGACUACAUCCGACUUCGGGAGGCAAGAUCAGAGCACAGGGUUCCAAUGAAGCCAAUGUUCGAGGACCUGGAGUCCAAGCAGGAGGUCUGGGCAUAAGGAGGGCCAAUUUCAGUAUGCUUCAACCAGGAUAUAUAGAUCAUCGAAAAAUAAACCAGAUGUCUU
Messenger RNA from Gamsiella multidivaricata, 2358 nucleotides. RefSeq names its product Metallo-dependent phosphatase-like protein. The transcript is spliced from 6 exons. The record is from RefSeq and is a predicted model, not a curated record. Lineage: Eukaryota; Fungi; Mortierellomycota; Mortierellomycetes; Mortierellales; Mortierellaceae. Gene Ontology annotation, biological process: nucleotide catabolic process. The coding region runs from base 331 to 2292 and encodes 653 amino acids. Gene Ontology annotation, molecular function: metal ion binding; nucleotide binding; hydrolase activity, acting on ester bonds.